Molecule: messenger RNA, 537 nt
Organism: Hansenula anomala
Lineage: Eukaryota; Fungi; Ascomycota; Saccharomycetes; Phaffomycetales; Wickerhamomycetaceae
Exons: 1
Coding region: 1-537 (178 amino acids)
Source: RefSeq, a predicted model, not a curated record
AUGGUCUCAAUCAACGUUGUUUUACAAACUGCUUUAUUUGCUUUAACUGUUCAAAGUGCUGCUAUUCCACCAUCAUUGAACUCUUCAUCAUUACCAACUCCAGGUACUCCAGGAACUCCAUUAACUUUCCCAAAGAGAAACUUUAACGAAACCUUGUCAAAGAGAGGCUUCAAUGAAACAUUGUCAAAGAGAAGCUUCAAUGAAACAUCAGUUGAAAAAAGAUUAUUCAAUGAAACAAAUGGUGUCAAGAGAGAUUUAGGUGCUUCAUUAUCAGAUCUACCAAAACCAUCUCAACUUGCUGUUUCUGAUUUCCCAAGUGUUUCAAUCCCAUCAAUUAUCCCAUCAUCUAUUCCAUCUUCAUUCCCAGUUAAAAGAGGGUUUAAUGAUACUGAAGGUACCGGUAUCUACAAAAGAGGUGAAGAACUUGAAUCAUUAUCAGAGCCACCAGCUUUGAACGGUACAACUAACGGUACUAAUUCUACUGGUCCAAUUUCAUAUGGUGCUCCAUCUUCAGCUCCACUCCCAUCUAACUAUUAG